Heterobasidion irregulare TC 32-1 is the source of this 1149-nucleotide messenger RNA. RefSeq lists its product as uncharacterized. Gene Ontology annotation, molecular function: nucleic acid binding; zinc ion binding. The transcript is spliced from 4 exons. Bases 1 to 1149 code for a protein of 382 amino acids. The record is from RefSeq and is a predicted model, not a curated record. Lineage: Eukaryota; Fungi; Basidiomycota; Agaricomycetes; Russulales; Bondarzewiaceae.
AUGUUCGAACGACUCACCGACACCUUUGUCAAGGCCAUUGCAGCUCAAGGGACGUCCAGGCCAGCCGAUCGACCAUCCCGACAACCAGGACAAGGCGGCAACAACUGCAUGUUCUGCGGCAGUCCCGAACACUUCAUGCGCGCCUGUCCCGAGGUCACUGAAUACAUUCGGAUCGGCAAAUGCAAGCGGAACAUCGAGGGGAAGGUUGUAUUGUCAAGUGGGGCAUUCGAAUCCAGGACAGUUGGCGACUGGACAGAUGAUGUUCACGGUAAACGCGGCGCCGACUCACCCGAUGACGAUAGCCUCCCGUCACGAUUCACCCUCGCUGCUGGAUUACCAGCUAAGGACGAUGCUCCGAUCCACCCAUAUGCCAAAGCCCAGGACGCCACCUAUGCACCACCGCACGAACGCAACAUAGGGGCCCCAGCGAAGAUACCAUCGGCAAAGAAGGACGCUCCGGCCUACAAAACCACGGCGCCGAUCUAUGACGAAAAGGUAGCAGCCGAGGUCUACAACAGGGCGAUGGCCACUCAGGUGACGCUUACCCAGCGCGAACUACUCUCCCUCUCCACCAAAGUCCGUUCACAGGUCAGGGAAGCCACGUCGGCACGCCGAUCGCCUGCCAGAGACGCCAGCAAUGUUCGGACCUUCUACCAAGAUGCCGAUCUACCCUACGCCAUCGACGAUCUCGAACCACCGACUCGACCGACAGUCUCCUCCUUCGUCAAUGUCCUGCACCAACCGGAAACACCCCCGCCGGGCGCGACCAUCAUCCCCGACAUGUACGAAACGUCCAUCGUUCCCCUCGUCGAUCAUCAGCAGGAAGUCGAAUGCAUCAUCGACCUGGGUUCACAAGUCAUCGCUAUGUCGGAAGGCAUUUGCAACGAACUGUCGCUUAUCUACGACCCCGAAAUUGUCCUCAAUAUGCAGUCGGCGAAUGGCGAAAUCGACCGAUCCUUGGGCCUGGCACGCAACGUUCCAUUCCUCAUCGGCGACAUCACCCUGUACCUCCAAGUCCACAUCAUUCGGAACCCAGCCUAUGACGUUCUCCUCGGUCGGCCCUUCGACAUCCUCACCGAAAGUAUCGUCAAAAAUUAUUCGAAUGAAGACCAGACGAUCACCAUCAGCGACCCAAACACAGGACGAUGA